GGGGGUGGGAGGCUGCCCCCGGGAGGCCGGAUCCCGGCCGGCGGGCAACGCGGAGCUUGGCAGCAGCCGGGGCUGUUCCAGCAGACGCCCUCUGAGCCCCUCCCCGCUCGCAGCCUUUCCCCCACAUUCACUUCCCCGGGGGGCUCUGGCUCCCUCUCCACUGCCCAGCUCCAGCUCCCGGCCGCCCGCGCUCCGAGGGACUGCAGCGACCUGCCUGCCCGGCGAGGGGGCUCCGGAGGCACCGUGCAGCCCGGGCAGCCGGCCUGCAGAUCUGGACCACGGCUCCUCUGGGGAUGUGCAGAACCUCAAGAGGAGAUGUCCUCAUGGCUGGGGCCACCUGUGCCUGACAUCACUCCCGAUUCCGUUGUGGAACUGUGGAAGGCUGAAGCCCAGGAUACCAAGCACCUGUGGGAGGCUGAGUCUCAAGAUGUGGGGGACAGCCUGGGGAAGGUCGCCAGCAACUUCAUCCUUGGGGAUGAAGCCAGGAUUUCCCAUCCUGGUGGGGGAGGCUCAGACGUGGGACAGAACACAGGACCGGCCCCCAUCCUGUUCCCCUGUUCGGAAGUUCAUGCGGAGUCCACAGAGCGGAGGCCACUGAAGAGGAAAAAGGGGCCGGCUCCCAAGAUGCUGGGGAACGAGGUCUGCAGUGUGUGCGGGGACAAGGCUUCUGGCUUCCACUACAACGUCUUGAGUUGCGAGGGAUGCAAGGGCUUCUUCCGCCGGAGCGUGAUCAAGGGUGCCCGCUACACCUGCCACAGCGGCGGGCACUGCCCCAUGGACACGUACAUGCGCAGGAAGUGCCAGGAGUGCCGCCUGCGGAAGUGCCGCCAGGCGGGCAUGCGGGAGCAGUGUGUCCUGUCCGAGGAGCAGAUCCGCCUAAAGAAACUUAAGCGGCAGGAGGAAGAGCAAGGCCAGAGCUCGGCGGGGAGCCCGCCGGCCCCCUCGCCGCCCCCGGCCUUGCCUCAGCUGAGCCCCGAGCAGCGGGGGAUGAUCGAGAAGCUGGUGGCCGCCCAGCAGCAGUGCAACCAGCGCUCCUUCUCGGACCGCCUCCGGGUCACGCCCUGGCCCCUGGCCCCGGACCCGCAGAGCCGGGAGGCCAGGCAGCAGCGCUUCGCCCACUUCACGGAGCUGGCCAUCAUGUCUGUGCAGGAGAUCGUGGACUUCGCCAAGCAGCUGCCCGGCUUCCUGCAGCUCAGCAGGGAGGACCAGAUCGCCCUGCUCAAGACGUCUACCAUCGAGGUGAUGCUCCUGGAGACAUCCCGGAGGUACAAUCCUGGCAGCGAGAGUAUUACCUUCCUCAAGGAUUUCAGCUACAACCGCGAUGAUUUUGCUAAAGCAGGGCUGCAGGUAGAGUUCAUCAACCCCAUCUUCGAAUUCUCCCGCGCCAUGAACGAGCUUCAGCUCAACGACGCCGAGUUUGCUCUGCUCAUUGCCAUCAGCAUCUUUUCUGCAGACAGGCCCAACGUGCAGGACCAGCUUCAGGUGGAGAGGCUGCAGCACACGUAUGUGGAGGCCCUGCAUGCCUACGUCUCCAUCCACCAUCCGAAUGACCCCUUGAUGUUUCCACGGAUGCUGAUGAAGCUGGUGAGCCUCCGCACCCUGAGCAGCGUCCACUCGGAGCAAGUGUUCGCCCUCCGCUUGCAAGACAAAAAGCUCCCCCCCUUACUCUCGGAGAUCUGGGACGUGCAGGAGUGAUGCUCUUCCGCCGGCCAGCCUCCUGUGUGCGGGGGUGCCGGGGCCCAGCCUGGCUGCUGUGGGCUGGAGGUCUGGGGGGGAGGGGGGCAGACUGAGCAGGGGAAGACAUCUCUUCCGGCUGGGGAGGACUGGCGAUCCUAAAUGGGGCAUUAAAAGAGAGUUGAAGGGUUGGGAGUUCUCCGGCUGUUAAGGGAAACGGGACUCGGUCCAGGCGGCCAGGGAGCACCAGCCUGGGACGCCCGUUCGGCAGCGGGGUCUCCCACGGCUUCCUGCCCUCCUCCCGCCCACCCGUCCCGUAUGAGACAGUCCAUGCGAUCCCAUCCCACAGUCUGACAGGGUGCUCUGACCCAACGACCCACACGAAUGUAAAGUCCGAGUUCCUAAAGAAGGCAGGGAGCCUGUGGAGGAGGAGAUUCUCCGCGGGCAGAGGAGGGCAGAACCUCCGCUCCGGCGGCUCGCUCCCCCUCCGCCCCGACCACAGUUUGCGUACGAGACGGGGGGUGUGACCUCACUGCCCCUGCCCCGUCUGUCUGGAGGCGGACCCCGGCGCCCCCUUUCGUCCGGAUUCUCUGGAUCGUAUCCAGGCGGUCCGCUGGCUGCUCCCCGAGAGGAUCGAUGAGCAGCUCCCCGGGAGGGGGAGAUCUGUGCCCUUCUCUAUGGGGGAUGGGGCCCCAGGAACGGGCGUGAGAGUAAAGAAAAAAGGGCACGAGAGCGGAAGCUUUGAGUUAGAGACCUUUAGAAGUCAUCCAGGGCAAGAGCCUCAUUUUACAGAUAAGGAAGCUGAGCCUAGGAGGGACUCGGGACAGCUCCCAGAGCAGCAGCCUCAGAAUCCUUCCAGCCCUUUCUCCUUCGCCACUCCCACUCCACCAAGGGUCCCUCUUCUUCCCACCAGGACUACACAUCCCAUCAUGCAUCGCGAGGCACUCCCCUCGCUACCUUAGUGUACGCCCUGCUCAGGAGGCGCCAGCUGCGGUUGCACCUCCCUGCAAUCCUCCCCCACCUCCAGAAGGAGUAGUACGUUCCACCCCACACCUCCCCUUUUCUGGAGCCGCAGCACCUGAGCAUUUCCCAAACCGUGUUAAGGUGUGGGGGGGGAAGUGAGGACGGCACUGCAGAACACCGUCCAGGGCCACCGUUCGUUUGUUCUCAAAAACAGCUUCCAGGUUUAUCGACACUUUGUUUCCAAAAUAGACGAUGCUAGCAAUUAUAAUUAAAAGCGAUUUGCACAGUGAAAA
This is a messenger RNA of Antechinus flavipes (yellow-footed antechinus), 2930 nucleotides long. RefSeq names its product nuclear receptor subfamily 1 group H member 3 (gene NR1H3). The record is from RefSeq and is a predicted model, not a curated record. Gene Ontology annotation, biological process: lipid metabolic process; positive regulation of transcription by RNA polymerase II; negative regulation of transcription by RNA polymerase II. NCBI's taxonomy places the organism in Eukaryota, Metazoa, Chordata, Mammalia, Dasyuromorphia, Dasyuridae. The transcript is spliced from 10 exons. The coding region runs from base 316 to 1695 and encodes 459 amino acids. Gene Ontology annotation, molecular function: zinc ion binding; RNA polymerase II cis-regulatory region sequence-specific DNA binding; nuclear receptor activity.